Messenger RNA from Carassius gibelio (silver crucian carp), 3233 nucleotides. RefSeq names its product arylsulfatase family, member Ib (gene arsib). The transcript is spliced from 2 exons. Lineage: Eukaryota; Metazoa; Chordata; Actinopteri; Cypriniformes; Cyprinidae. The record is from RefSeq and is a predicted model, not a curated record. The coding region runs from base 309 to 2024 and encodes 571 amino acids.
CGUGGUUUUAAUAUAGAAAACUCCUUGUUUGGUGUUUUUUUUUUUUUCAUUGUUGCCUAUUAUGCGUUACGAAAUAAACGAAUUACAGGCUUGUUUAAAAACGCCGAUUUUUUUUUUAGUGGGUGAAUUGCACAACAUGACCCAUUUGUUGGUCAGGGGAACAUACCAUUGGGGGGGUUUUGGCGACGCAACCCAGCAGCAGCAGCAGAUCUUCAUCGCCACGUCGCGCUGACAGCAGCAAGACAGAGAAGAUUAAUAGCCCGAAGCUGAGGAGCACGCUCAUAGAGUUGCCACUGCUAUUGAAGUAUAUGGCAUUAUUCGUGCUCUUCGGACUCCUCAUCCUCAGUCCACGAACUUCUGCGUCUUGCAGUGACGCGAGGUCGAGCAGAGAAGACGCCGAGCGCUUUCGGGUUGAACAAGCUGCGCCUUUCAGACCCAAACGACCCCCACAUAUCAUCUUCAUACUGACAGAUGACCAGGGUUUCAAUGACAUCGGAUAUCACAACAGACACAUCCGCAGCCCGACGCUGGAUAAGCUGGCUUCACAGGGAGUGCGCCUGGAGAACUACUAUGUCCAGCCGCUGUGCACCCCGUCCCGCAGCCAGCUCAUCACAGGCAGAUAUCAAAUUCACACUGGCCUCCAGCACUCCAUCAUCAGACCACGUCAACCCAGCUGCCUCCCUCUGGAUGUGGUCACACUCCCUCAACGCUUACAGGAAGUCGGUUACUCCACUCACAUGGUGGGGAAGUGGCAUUUGGGCUUCUAUCGGAAAGACUGUUUGCCCACACGUCGGGGAUUUCAGAGCUACUUCGGCUCAUUGACCGGCAGCGUAGACUAUUAUACAUAUGGCUCAUGUGACGGCAAGUCAUUGUGUGGCUUUGACCUCCACGAAGGUGAGUCCGUGGCAUGGGGGAAAGCGGGGAAGUACUCAACUCACCUCUACACCCAAAGAGUGCGCAAAAUCUUAGCAACACACGACUCAACCAGUCAGCCUCUUUUUAUCUUCCUUUCCCUUCAGGCGGUGCAUACACCUCUAAAGCCACCCAAAGAGUACAUCUAUCCGUACCGCCGCAUGGGCAACGUCCCCCGCAGGAAAUACGCAGCCAUGGUUUCUAUCGUUGACGAGGCUGUCCGAAACAUAACUUACGCGCUGCGAAAGUAUGGCUUCUACCGUAAUAGCAUCGUCAUCUUCUCCACUGACAACGGAGCCCAGCCAUUAACAGGGGGCAGUAACUGGCCCCUACGAGGGUGUAAGGGGACAUAUUGGGAAGGUGGCAUUAGAGGGGUGGGUUUCGUGCACAGUCCCUUGAUACGCCAUCGAAGAAGGGUCAGCAGAGCCCUUAUACACAUCACGGACUGGUAUCCAACUCUAGUUGGACUUGCUGGGGGCAAUGUGUCGCACCAUCAGGGCUUAGACGGGUUUGAUGUUUGGCCUACCAUUAGUGAAGGAAAGAAAUCCCCACGAAUGGAAAUUCUGCACAACAUCGACCCUCUUCAUCGGCGGAGUCAGGGCUCGUUGAAGGACGGCUAUGGAUUGUGGGACACCACCGUGCAAGCAUCCAUCAGAGUGGGCGACUGGAAGCUUUUGACGGGUGACCCUGGCCAUGGGGAUUGGGUGCCGCCCCAGGUCCUUACAAACUUCCCCAGCAGCUGGUGGCACCUGGAGCGACAGAUUGAAAUAAAAAGAAAAUCAGUUUGGCUCUUCAAUGUUACAGGCGACCCUUGUGAACGGCAUGACCUUGCAGCGCACAGGCCUGACGUCGUCAAGGAACUGCUAGCACGGCUAGUGUUUUACAAUCGCACUGCAAUACCUGUUCGCUACCCGCCAGAUGAUGCCCGCGCCAACCCCAGUUUGAAUGGCGGUGCAUGGAGACCUUGGGUGAACGACGACGAAAAGCAGGAAAACUGGGAUGGAAUUUAUUACAAGAGAGGGAAGAAUCGCAAAAGAAAGAAAUGUAGGCUCUGCAAAGUACAAUCGUUCUUCAAGAAGCUUAAUUUAAAGAUUAUGACAAAACAAAUAUAAGAUUCUACUGCUGUUGGACACCACUUACAAUUACAAACUUAAUUUCUGACCAUGUUUAAGACCUGGAAAGGAAUAUUACACCCAGGCCAUCCAAGAUCUACAUGACAUUUUUCUCAGGUGAAGACAAAUUAAGGUUUUAGAGGAAAACAUGCUCACCAAAGACUAUUUUCGACAGUCCAAAAUCCAUCUUUACACAGAUUAAAAGUAAUCCACAUGUCCACAACUGAUAAAUAAGGGUUGGUAAAUAUGUUAUACACUUUUUAACCACAAGGGCUUACAUUGGUCAAGUUUGGUUUAGUUCCCGACCUCUUGUCUGCAGAUGUCUUUAUUCACAAAAGAUACAGCUCAACAGAAGCAUUUACUUGGUUACCUUUCUUUUAACUCUUUCCCUACCAUCAACCAGUUAUCUCGUCUUUUAAAAGACAACACUUCCCCGCCAAAAACAAGUUUUACAGCUUUCCGUGUUUUCACUGUUAUACACUGGGGGGCACUAUUACACAUCUUCUGAAUGAGUACAAAACCUCCAGAACAAAAACACACAUGAAGAGGACGGAGAAACGAGCGAUCUCUUAUGUAAACAGAUGCACAUCAGUAAUAGACAGCAUAUAAAUGAAAACUGCAUAAUGUUACAGAGUAAAAUGAUGAUCCAUGAAGUGGUUUAUGUCUGUGCAAGCUUUGGAGGAGAUGAUGGAAGCGACUAACUGGAUUUAUACUUUGAUAAUCAUACUGACUAUUAUCCUGAUGUAUUUUUUGAUAGAAAUGUGAUUUCCUCACCCUUUUGCUCAAAAAAAUGCAUUUUUAUGAAACCUACCUAUAUUCAAGUGUUGAUUAAAAAAAAGAAUGCUUUAAGCUAGAUUUAAACUGUUUUUUUAUGUAUUGCAUAUUAAAAUAUUCAUACAGCAAAAUAGUGAAAAUCAUCAAAAGUGCUCGCGGUGGAUGGCAACUUUUUAAAAAAAGUGCUAGCGGGGAAAGAAUUAAACCGAGGUUGAUAGUUGUGUGGUAUAAAUAACUCAAAAAAUAACAACAUUUGUGUGAGCUUAUAAAACUGCAUGUAUUAUUACAAUACAGUUGUACUGACAAAUUCUGUUUACAGCAGUUUGAUUGUCUUUUAUUUCUUUUGAGCAAAUAAAACGUCAAGUUAAUGCAGUGUUGCAACAUUUGGUGAAAUUAUGUGAACUGUGAAACUAUUAAUUAAAAUUAUUAACAAUG